AUGUUCUGGACGAGCAGCAGGAAGAACCAGCGCCGGGCGGAGUGGGCGCGGGGGAAGCUGAGCAGAGCCCAACCCAGCGAGAACUGGGACGACGACUUCCUCUUCGGCUCCCUCGCACCCUCCGCAGAGUCACUCCCACUCCCACACACCACCACCCCCACCCCCACCCAGAAACCACCAGGCUCGCAGCCCCCCAGGAAACAGCACCAGCCCAAGAACACCUUCAGCACCUCCCGCUCAUCCCCCGCACGCAACAGACCCCCACUCCCACUCCCACCCGCAUCCGCACCACCGACCCGCGGACAGUCAGCAGACGGACUGCCCAAAUCACGCCCCACGCCCGCCCAGCAGUCCUCCUCAGCCGGAUUCGGGAGCCCCUCCUCGAGCCUGUCGAUGACCGACGACAGCCGCGCCGACUGGAGCCUCUCCAGCGGAGACCACAGCGCACGCUCCAGGGCUCCAGAGACCAGCUUCAACACCGAAACCGAACUCACCGAGCCAGACAUCGACCUGGACUGGCCACCCCCAGAACAGCAGCAGCAGCAGCAGCAGCAGCAACACUACAAGCGAGCGCACAUCCUACCCCACAUCAGCAACAGCCACGCUCACAGUCACAACAACAGCAACAACAACAACAUCAACAGCAGCAUCAACAACAUCAUCAAUCGCUCAUCCAGCUCAUCCUCAUCCUCAAACUUCGCAAACCAGUACCAACCCCGCAGGCAAUCCACAGCCACCACCUCCUCCUCCUCCUCCAUCCAACCCUCGAAAUCCAAAAAAACAUUCCUCAACAACAACAACAACAACAACAACCCAUCCAUCCUCAGCCCCUCAGCCACCUCCUCAACAUCCUCGAUCGGCUACUACAAGUCCAACUGCUCAGACCUCUCCCUCAACUCCCCCACCGCCGUCUACUCUCACCCCAGCCUAGCCGACCCGCGCCAUCCCAGGCAGCCGCCCAUCAGAGCCUCAUCCUGCAGCUCCACCUGCUCCGUCAAUCUGGGCUACGAGCACAGCGGCUCCGAGUCAUACGACCCUGCCACCUCGGGCACCGAGACCGACGGGAUCUCCGACCAGUUCACGCCCGACAACGAGCUCUACUCAACCCCAUCCUCCUCCGACCCCACCCGGAACACGCCCACCGUCUCCCAGAGAUCCCGCAAACAAGCACUCUAUACACGGCCCCCCUACGUCAGCCCCUCUCCAGGCUCGUCCCUCUCCGGCUCAAUCAGCACAUCCACCCUCAACGCCUCCGAGGCCAGUCUCGAUUCGCGCAUCGCCGGAUUAUCCCUCAACACGACGACCACCGCGACGGGUGCACAGUCCCUUCUUGCUGCUUCCGAGGAUGAGAGAUCCACCUCGGCCAAGAACCCGAGCCGGAGGAGGUUCCGGAAAAAACGCCCGUCCACCCUGCUCCUCAACAAAGCCGCCGGCUCCUCCAACGGAGCCCCCGACCGCUCCCCCACCUCGGCCCUAUCCCAUCGAGCCAGUACCGUACUAGCCUCCAUCUGUCCUCAGCCUGGGGAUCUCGCAUUUGCUGCCGACUCCGACGAUGAGGAACGCCGCCAGAGCAGGUCCAACAACAUCAUCCAUCAUCGCCAGCCCCACCCGGCCGAGCCGCGCAAGAGGACCGAGCCCCCACCCCCCUCUCGCACCCCGCCGCGCGUCCCGCUAUCCGGAUAUCGCGCCCUCAACACCCGAAGUCGAUCCACUAUCAAUCGUCCCCACACCUCCAUGCAAGUCCGGAACGAAAACAAGCAGUGUCUGUCGCCGCCUGAUACCACCUCGGACGAGGGCUCGGCCAAGAUCUUCAAACCCAAACGCCCCCUGUCCUUCACCACCCUGUUCUCUCGUGGCUCGGCAAACGGUGCAUGCCCUCCACCACCCAACCCUCCACCUAUCAAAACGACUAAUCCGAACCAGCUCUCUAGAAGCUGCUUUGGCCAUCGAUACAGUACUUCUAUCGACUCCACUGCUCACCGCUUAGGAACAUCCCCCAACUCACACACUUCUAACGACAGCAUUCUUUCACGCGUCAGGCGCCUCUCUUCCCGACCGGCCCCUUCAACCAAAAACUCUUCUCCCGCCAGUCCUACGCGCAAGCGAUUCUCGCUAGCGGGCGACACCUCGAGCAGGCGCUCUCUCCAAACCAGCUCUUCGGUCUCAUCAGGCAAGGUCAUGAUGGCAACACCCCUCAAAGCCUUCAGAGCCGCCAACGACAAGUUUUCAACUGCACUCAAAUACAACAGGAGGCAAACCAGUCAGAGCGACAGUUUCGUCAGCGACGUCACCCUCACCGCCCUCGACACUCACGGUACCGUCCGCGCCCGUCGUCCCUCCUCCCGCGCCUCCUGCUCCAACUCGAGCGUCCUCAGCAGCACCCAACCUAGUCUGACGCGCAAAUUCUCAAUGCGCAAGAGCAACAAGAGCAGCAUCAACGAGCCCGACCUCUGCCAUUCGCCCACCGACAGCCACAUCGACCAUGAUCUGGCCUCAUCCUCUUCUCAAUCCCGCUUUCCCUCCCGCAGGACCCUGUCCUCCAAGCCCCCGAAGAGCAACCCUGCCCUGCGCGCCCGAGCCGAAGCCAACGCCCAGCUGCAUGGCUACCAGUUCCAACAACCCGACUACGCUCCCGUAUCCUCCUCGCACGCCCACCCAGCGCCUCCAGGCUCCCAAUCCCCGCCCACCGACUCCCUCGACCUCAGCCCGACCUCGUCCGCGUGGGGCGCGCGAUAUCCUUACAACACGCGCGUGCUUUCGAAUCACAUGGUGCCUUACUCGGAGCCCCUGCCCACUCCCUUUUCGGACGGCGAACACGAUCUCUCCAAUCAUCUCGUCCAUAUCAGCAACUUGCCGAACCCUACUAACCUAACACGCAGUAAUAGUAUGGGUGAGCUGCGCAUUCCUUCGAGGAUCACGUCCCAGCAGGGGCGCCUCCAAACCGAACUCAAUCAGGUCAAGGAAUUCGCCAGGGGAAUCGAGGAGUUGAAAUCGAUGCGACGGACGUAUCGGAAGAUGCUCCGUGCGACACACCGUCCACAGAGCUUUUCGAAUGCGGACGAGACAGAUAGUGAUUCAGAUUUGCAUCAGGAGCCGGACCUCCCCGCGAAACAGGAAGACUCGGCCUCGGGCUCGGCUGGUCAACAAGUGAGUCCCGGGGCGCUGGACCGCGUGUACAGUGUGAUCCAGAAGAUCCAGGAAGAGUAUAAAGAGUGGUGGACGUGCUGUAAUGUGCUCAUCGAUCUCGGCGAAGGCUCGACGGACCCUCGCACUAAGUUCACAUCUGACCGCGUCCGGGCAAUCACCGCGUACUCUCAAGACCCUUCCCCCUCUGAACUCGACCCCCUGCCCGCCCCUACGACGACGGACGCAGGCAAGGCCCCGCAGGAGGCCCCGCCCGGCGUACACAAACACUUCGAGAUCCUCAAGAGCAUGUUCGCCCCUGACGGCUCUUCUGAAGCCUCGCCGAAGGGGCAGACAACAACAACAACAACAACAACAACCUCGUCGUCAGCGUCGUCUUCUUCUUCUUCGGCACAGACCAGCCCGGAGAGCGGUCCGGCGCCUCCUGAGCCGCCGACGCGCUGCCACACGCCGCCCAUGGCCCUUCAGCCGGAGAUCGACUUGGGCGACAAGACACCCAUCUCCCGGCCUGUCAACCCUGCCGAAUCAGCUGCUACGUGUGCCCCGCAACAGCCGCAGACACCCACGCCGGCGCCUCGAAAAGUACACAGCGUCGACCUCCUGGCCUCCACCUCCACCUCGACGCGAACGACGACGGUGGGGAUGGAGGAGGCUGGCGAGGAGUGCGAGGGGGAGAGCCGGUUGAGCGAGUGGAGCGAGACUGAUGCGGCGUGGACCGAGGCCUUCCGUGUCGACCGCCUCGCCCCAAAGUCCGCGCCCGCCGUGUCCCCCGCUACUCUCGUCCAACAACAUCAGCAGCGUCCUGACCUGCCCCCGUUGGUCAAGGACAAACGGAAAGCUCAUCAGGGAAGGUACUCUAGCUACCAACACCACCUCCAUCACCCUUCGUCCUCCCUGGCUCUGGGCGCUCUUUCGCAGAGACCGAGGAUCGCCGCCGCCAGUCGGAUCGGGAUCAGCGGGAUCAAGGAUUUCUUGAGGGUUCUUAAGGCCCGCGUGCAUGCCGAGGAGAAGUGGCCGAUCAAGCGGACGACGACUCCAGCGACAGGAGCGAGCCAGCCGAUGGCGGCCGCGGCGACUGGAGACGGCGGCGAGGGCCGGUCAACGAGCAGCUCGGUGCGCGCACAGAAGACGACGAAUGCCCAGGCUUCCGGCAAGAAGGCCGGCGGCGGAUCUCUGGUGGUGCGGACGGGGACGACGGGCAGAACCGAGCCGGUGUCGCGGGCCGGGCUGGACAGUCUGGGGCCGCCGCUUGAGCCGGCCGGCCGGGCCGGAGGCGGCGGCGACGGUGCCGAGUCCGUCUCCUCGUCCGAGGAGGAGUGCUGGGACGAGCUCUUCGGGUUCAGCCAGAACAACACCACCACCUCUACGUCCACCUCCGCCUCGCUCGACUUGGCCCUCCCCGCACAGAUGGUCGGCAAGAAGAAACUCGCGCCUUACACCCCCGCCGCUCCCGGCACCGCCGAGCAGCCCCGAUUGGCCCUGUCGUCUGAGAGGAUGCCCCAGCUGCUCUCGUACCUCAACGUGGUCAAGGAGAUGUGUGCGGGAUGCUUGGAGGAGCUCAAGAGCCAGACCGUCUGA
Molecule: messenger RNA, 4722 nt
Organism: Puccinia triticina
Lineage: Eukaryota; Fungi; Basidiomycota; Pucciniomycetes; Pucciniales; Pucciniaceae
Exons: 6
Coding region: 1-4722 (1573 amino acids)
Source: RefSeq, a predicted model, not a curated record